AUGGAGGGCUCCUUCACAGUACGUGAAUCUGGAGAGGGGGCUUCUCCUUCUGGGCUCCCCACCUGCAGCCAGCAAGGAGGCCAGCCAGUGCCAACAGACCUAGAUGCCCAGGAAGGUGUGUGGGGCAAGGGAGAGGGCGAGGAGCGAAGGGGCCACGAAGAAGCAGCCCCUCCAUGGCAGAAGUGUAGCAUGGGGGGCAGGGGCACCUUGGCCCUGGGCACACACUUCUGAGGGGGUGCAACCAGGUGACCCCACGACAGGCUCCCUCAUGGAAGGGGAAGCCACGGGGAGGCAAGCCCAGCUGUGCCCAGGCCAGGCCUUUGGGGCUGGAUGGCAGCUCCUUCUCCUCGUGGCCUCCUCAAUGAGAUCACGGGAGAGAGGUUUGGGGAUUUCUUCCUUAAGCAUUUUAUGUGCCCAUUUUUUUAAUUUUUAUGUUUCAAACUGUCCUGUGAUAUUUGGAUGAAGGGUGUUAUACAAAUUUAAUAAAUAAGGAAGCUGCUGAAGUUGGGAAGCCAGUCUAGGUUGGGAAGGAUGUGUGGAGUAUCCAAAAACCCCACCCAGCUCCACAGGAGGCAGCGAGACGUGGGUUUGCUCACAGCAGGUUCAUGAGAGAAGUUGCUGCUCCUCAGCAUCAGGUGGAGGAAGCCUGGAGGAAGCAGACCCCCCUCUGCAACACACCUGCCUCCCUCCACAGAGCACGGCAGAACCCAAGAGCCCAGCCAGUACCACAAAGGGCUGCUGGAUCAGGCCAAUGGCCCAUCCAGUCCAGAGUCCUGUGUAGUGAUCAGGUGGGAUUGCUAUGAGGAAUUAUAACAAAUAUAGAGUAAUCCAUCUGUGUCAGCAAUGAAAGCAUUGCAUUCACUGGGUUUAAACUAUUUUGAUAUGAUUCUUGAUCAAUCCACACCUCUGCAUCCCUGUUCCAUUUCUCUUGCUUCACAAGUCACAUACACACUUAAGACAGGCAGACGUCCUGGGUCAUCAAAGACAGUGGGCAAGUUUCUUUGAUGUAGCUUUUCUGAUAUGUUAAUCUUAGGGCCAGGAAACAGAUCUCACCUGAAGGUGAUAAUGAUCGCUGUCUUCCUGGCCAUCCUUCUUAUCAUAUAUUUUCUUUGUUUAUAACCUCAGGGGUUGCCAAAUGCACUCCUUUGUAGUUCUGUUUUGUUUACCCCAGAAAUAUGUGAGCUUAAUUAGUUUUGGUAGUUUAACUUUGUUCCCACGUGGGGUUUGUUGAAAUGCUCAGAAGAAAUCUGAUUGGUUCUUACGAACACUCUGUAAAAAGCUCUUUUGUGAAUAAAAUGACCUGGGCCAGGGGCUAGAGGGAGAGAGACUGUUAUACGCACCCUUCCCAGAGUCUUGCUGGUUCAAGCCUCUGUGUGUAUUCUUAUUAAUCAGAGUUCAAUCCUUCCUCAGUCCUGCUCUCACAGUGGCUAACCGGAUGCCUGUGGGAAACCAGGGAGGGGAACAUGAGUGCAAGAGCGACUCUCCCCUCCUGAUGUUUCUUGCAAGUGGGAUUCGGAAGCAUUUCCUGCCUCCAGCUGUGGAGGGCAGAGCAUGUGAUGGCCUGGGACUCGGAACCAGAGGAGUCUCAGUCUGCACCGGACCCUUUGCCUCAGGCAUCAUCUGAACCAAGGCCUGAUCCAGAAGAGUCCCAGUCUGCACAGGUUCCCCUGCAACAAGCACCAGUUGGGCCGAGUCAGGGGCCUGAGCCUGCCCUGACUCCAGAUGCAGGGAUGACCUUGUUGCCUCUGGCUGGGCCAUCACUUACAACUGCUCCACUACCAGUUGGGUCAGGGGAGGCUGAGGCGGCCUCUGGGUCUAGUAACCCACCAAUGUCUCCCGAGCUGCAGAGACUGAGGUCUGGGAGAAGGAGAGACCUGAGUAUUCGCAGGAGAAGUGCUCACCUUCGGGUGAAACAGGGAGGUGAGUCGCCGGGGGAUCAGGACCGGCCAUUACCCCGAAAGAGAUAAAAGGCUGUUGGACCCCGCUGCAGGUUGUGGGAGCAACAUUGCUGUGUGCCAGGUCCUGCCCCUGUCCUUGUCUGGUUUCCUGCCUCGUGUCCUGCCUUGGCCCUGUCGGACUGACUCCACCCAGGGAAUCGGCACCUAGGAUAGGCCUGCUCUGUGGUCUCUUCCCCCUCCCCACUUCAGUAGCUGAAGCUUAGUCAAGCCAGGCAGGAAACCCCCCCCCCCCCGCCCCUGCAAACACACAUAGAGGUCAGAGAGCUGAGGAUUUUUCCCUGGAGUAGCAGGAAAAGAAAGACAGACCAGGUCCAGGGGCAAAAGGACCCAAACACUGCUUCCAGAAAGGAGUGAAGUGGCUUAAGAAGGCUGGACUGCAUCUUCCCUCCUGCAUCACCCCCCACCCCUCCCUGCCUUCAUUCCCCCCCCCAUUUCAGGCAAGGGAAGGGGCCACACAGAGCAGGGAAGCCUCUCUUCCUUGCCCCUCCCCUGCACAAAGAACCAGCCAGCUCCUACAAGUGGAUUUAUUUUUCUUUCUGCUCAGUGGCCGGGGGUUUCAACUGGAGCUAGGAGCCCAAAGCAGAGGUGGUCAGGAUCCUGCCUGCAACCAGGCCAGAGAGGUUCCUUGCAGAUUUGCCACACACAGACUCGUCCCCAUUCUGCUUCCACCAACCCAGGAGGAGAGCAGGGCAUUGGCCUUCAGAAAAGCCCCUGGCUUCACCCAAGGCAACUAGGCACCCAGCUGACUCCAGGGGUCAGAUCCAGACUUGGGGGGUGGGGUGGGCAGCCCCGUCAUUGCCACCCGGACCAGUCUGCUGUGAUUUCCCAGGAACGGGGGGGGGGGGCACGACUCACCAUCAGGCAGAGGCUUCCAAGAGAUGAGCUGCCUCCUUCGGAAACUUCAUGCAGCUGUGAUGGCAACGCAGCAGAGAAGAAAAGCCCCAAGGAGGAGGAGGAGCUGCUGGAGGCAAAGGCCAAAUCAUUCCCACACCCAGGGACACAGUGGCGGUGGUGGGUCACAGAUCCCUGGGAAAACGGAGUCUAGAAUGGUAGAGUUGGGGGCACCCAAGGGUCAUCAAGUCCAACCCCCUGCAAUGCAGGAGUCGUCAUCCAACUGCUUGGCUGACUGCGAGGCUGAGGGAGUCGCCCAGCACCCCCCACCCACCUGGCAGAAUCAGCACCCACCUGCAGGAAGGAGGCACCCACCAGGGGGCAUCGUGGGGGGGCAAGUCGUAGGGGUGUCCAACUGAACCCUCCUGGGGGAAAGGGGAGUUUGCCAGCACAGGAGGGACGGAUUGGCUAGGUGUUAGUAGUAGUAGUAGUAGUAGUAGUAGUAGCAGCAGCAGUAAUUUAUUUACACUCCACCCAUCUGGCUGGGUUUCCCCAGCCACUCUGGGCAGCUCCCAACAGAAUAUUAAAAACAGAAAAAAAGAUCAAGCAUUAAAAACUUCCCUAAACAGGGCUGCCUUCAGAUGUCUUCUAAAAGUCGGAUAGUAGUUUAUUUCCUUGACAUCUGAUGGGAAGGCAUUCCACAGGGCGGAAGCCACCACUGAGAAGGCCCUCUGCCUGGUUCCCUGUAACCUCACUUCUCGCAGUGAGGGAACUGCCAGGAGGCCUUCAGAGCUGGAUCUCAGUGUCUGGGCUGAACGAUGGGCGUGGAGAUGCUCCUUCAGGUAUACUGGGCAUUUGAGGCCGUUUAGGGCUUUAAAGUUCAGCACCAACACUUUGAAUUGUACCCAGAAACGUCCUGUGAGCCAAUGUAGGUCUUUCAGGACCGGUGAUAUGGUCUCGGAGGCCGCUCCCAGUCCCUAGUUAAUGCUUGCAAUUCCUGCAUUGUAGGGGGUUGGACUGGAUGACCUUUGGGGUGCCUUCCAACUUUAUGCUUCAUACAGGUCCCAGGAUAUUUGAGACUUUGUGGGGGUUGGUAGUGGAGUCAUUCCAGGGCCUCCCCAAGCACGGAGGAGGAGGGCAGGGCUCAGCCGCUGGCAUUUUGUGCUCCCCCCACACAUCAGAACGUAGGAAAUUGCCAGAUACAGAGUCAGACUCCCUCGGUCCAGCUCAGCAUCACCUCCUCUGGGUUUCAGGCAGGAACUGACAUUCUGCAUCCCAAGCAGCUGCUCUUUCCCGCUGCGCUCUCCGGACCUGCCGAAGCCGGCAAGUCGCGCAGGCAAGAAAACACGCGCAGCCAGGGAGCAGGAAGAGACCCCUCCGACCUCCCCUCUGGAGAGCCCGGCUGCGCUUUCGAACCACAGACCACCCCCCCGGCCCGCGGGCGCCCCCGGGGUCCCUUCGCCCUGCAAGCCGCCGAGCCUACCUGCUCCGGGCCAGGUAGAUCUCAAAGGUCCGGCAGCGGCGGCGGGGUCGCUUAGACUUGAGCCGCCCGGCGCCCCCAUUUUCUGACGCCGCGGCGGUGGGGCCGCGCUGGGCCGGCGCGCAGCGGAGCCGCGGGAUCCAUUUCUGGAAGGGAAAAAGUAAACAGGGCGCAGGGGCAGUGGAGCAGCCUCUCUUCGGCCAGGCGCCCCCUGGUCUGCCCGGGCAGGGAGAGGCUGAUGCCCGCCGCCGGUUCGAAAGGGGAGCCCAGCUCCGCCGGUUCGAAAGGGGAGCCCAGCUCGGCGGAGGCGCGCAAGAUGCGCGCAGCGUCGGAGGCGCGCAGGAGCGCGGGGAUCUCGGCGGGAAGGCUGCGCCCCAGAAGGGUCCCGGGACUCCGUCGGCCCCAGCACAGCCCUUCUCCGCCUCGGGAAUGGGAGUGGGGGGCUUUGUCUCGGGCGCAGGUUGCGGCCCCUCCUGGGCAAGGGGCGCGCAGGGUGAGAGACAGACGACUGGCCCGCGCGGAGAGGAAGGCUGCCCUCCCAAACAGCCCCCCGGGAAAACUAAGCGCGAAGGGCCGCCGCCAGCGCUGCGCCCCUCUCCCACCUCGCCGGACCCGCGUACCUGGCGGGGUCUCCGGCGCGGCCGGCGCAGGCUCGGGCACACGCGUUGCUCUUUCGCCAGGCGCCUGCGCGGUGCUGCGGAGAGAGGGGGAGAGGCGCCCCCCCCCAGCCCUUAUAUGCGCCGCUCUCACGGCAGGGCAGCCCCACCGCUCGGAAGUGGGGCGCUUCUGUGGCACGUGGGGAUGGAGGCAGCGUCAGACUCCCAACCCGAGGCGCCCCGCGGAGAUGGGACGCCCCCUCCUAAAAAAAAAAAAAAGCCGGGGACAUUCCCCGCUCAGUUGCUGAGGAGGGCGGAUUUGCACCCCACCCAAGGCAGCUUAGACCUGCGGGCCAUGUGCUCAACAGUCCUUGGGGAGCUUUUGCUCGCGAGGAGGACAGCGGGAGAAGGGGCGAUGGAGGAUGGCGCAUGGCCACCAACGCUGGGAGUAGCCAACUAG
Molecule: messenger RNA, 5325 nt
Organism: Podarcis lilfordi (Lilford's wall lizard)
Lineage: Eukaryota; Metazoa; Chordata; Lepidosauria; Squamata; Lacertidae
Source: the annotation of a GenBank genome assembly